This is a messenger RNA of Heterotrigona itama, 352 nucleotides long. Lineage: Eukaryota; Metazoa; Arthropoda; Insecta; Hymenoptera; Apidae. The record is from the annotation of a GenBank genome assembly.
AUGAGUUUAUUAGUCGUAGCGGAUUGCCCAACAGAUUGCGCGCGAAUUUUAAAACAUGCAAACUUAGAAAAGAAACUGAAACGUGCGGAAUACGAAAACGAACAUAGCAUUCUUGGAGAUAACGUCGGUUUGGCUAUAUCGCAGUCAUUGGGUAUAAUCGGUAGCCUGCAACAUGCGGUGAAGCGAAGUGGCGAAAUGAUAUCUCACGCAGCGUCCGUGGAGAGGAUCCUAAAGUACACGAAUUUGCCCCAGGAAGUUUCGUAGACCAGUGACAAUCCUCCGUCGGCGGAUUGGCCGAAACACGGAUAAGUGACUGAAUAAUGUCACCAUGAAGUAUGACAAGGAAAAAGCC